Molecule: messenger RNA, 1158 nt
Organism: Aureococcus anophagefferens
Lineage: Eukaryota; Pelagophyceae; Pelagomonadales; Pelagomonadaceae
Exons: 1
Biological process (GO): protein refolding; cellular response to unfolded protein
Cellular component (GO): cytoplasm
Molecular function (GO): ATP binding; misfolded protein binding; heat shock protein binding
Source: RefSeq, a predicted model, not a curated record
GUGGGCAUCGACCUGGGCACGACCUACAGCGUCGUCGCCGUCUCCGAGGGCCGCAAGGGCGUGCGCGUCUUCGACGACCCGGACCGAGGCAAGCUCACGGCGUCGACGGUCGCGUUCCUCAAGGGCGGCGCCGUCGCCGUCGGCGCGGCCGCGAAAGCGCACGCGGCCAAGGAUCCGCGGCACGUCCUCUUCGACGCGAAGCGCUUCAUCGGCCGCGACUUCGACGACGAGAGCGUGGCGCUGCAGGCGAAGAAGUACACCUUUGAGGUGGUGAAGGACGCGAACUCGACCGGCUGCGCGUUCGCGCUCGACGUGCCGGGCCACCCGGCCGCGGCGACGCCCGUCGACGUCGGCGCCGAGGUCGUCAAGGCCCUCAUGCGCACGGUCCACGACGACCUGGGCCACGAGAACGUGAAGCGCGCGGUCAUCGCCGUGCCCGCGAGCUUCGGACCGGCGCAGAUCGCGGCGACGGGCGACGCGUUUAAGGCCGCGGGCCUCAAAGUCGCGCGCGUCAUGCCCGAGCCCGUCGCCGCCGCCGUCGCCUACGGCCUCCACAAAAAGAAGGACGUGAACCACGUGCUGGUCUACGACUUUGGCGGCGGCACGCUCGACGUGUCGAUCCUCUACGUGCAGGACGGGUCCAUCGAGGUCGUCGCGAACGGCGGCGACAACGACCUCGGCGGCACGGACUUCGACCAGUGCGUCGCCGAGGAUCUCGCGGCGGACGUGGCGGCGCGGACGGGCGCGGGCGACAGCGUCGCCCGGGCUGCGGGCUGCGAGGCGCGCGAGCCGCUCUGCGCGCGGCACGUCCUCGCGUCCAUGGGCGAGCGGCUCAAGAUCGCCGUGUCCGACGCGGCGUCCGCCGACGCGGCGUGCCUCGCGCCGCGCGAAAGCUGCGACGACCUCGUGCGCGUCGAGUUCGCCUACACGCGGAAGCGCUUCGAGAAGGCGUGCGACCACCUCUUCGUGCGCGCGAUCGACACCGUCGCGCGCACGCUCGACGAGGGCAUGCUCACGCACCGCGACAUCGACGAGGUCGUCAUGGUCGGCGGCACGAGCCGCGUGCCCAGGGUCCGCGACACGCUCCGGGACCACCUCCGCGUCGACAAGCUCAACACGGAGAUCGACCCGGACGUCACCGUCGCCGUCGGCGCCGCG